Magnolia sinica is the source of this 1806-nucleotide messenger RNA. RefSeq lists its product as uncharacterized. The transcript has 10 exons. NCBI's taxonomy places the organism in Eukaryota, Viridiplantae, Streptophyta, Magnoliopsida, Magnoliales, Magnoliaceae. Bases 279 to 1559 code for a protein of 426 amino acids. The record is from RefSeq and is a predicted model, not a curated record.
CUCAAAGAAGGCACUAAAGCACCAACGUAUGAUGGUGCAUGGUUCAUCCGGUGAAAUGAAGACAGAACCUCGGGGCAUACACGCAGGCCAAUCCAGACCAUCAAAGAUGGUGGGUCCCAUUGAUGUUUUGAAAACGAGGGACAUGGGUAUUUGUGAAGGUUAGCGAAAGAAUUACAGAGGAGGAGAGCAGCAGCCGCAGCUAUACAGGUAGUAGAUAACAACACCCAACAAGACUACUAUCAUUAGAAAAGAAAAAGCGGGUUGUCGUCGCUGCGUUCAUGGCGAGUUGGGUCUUAGCCCCACAUCCGCCUUCUCAGGUUCAGCUAUUUCACGGCCGCCGACAACGACGCCAUCAUCAUCUUCGAGCUAGAGGCUCCAACUUGAGAAUUGCCUGUUGUUCCGAAGACGAUACCGGUAGGAAACCAACUGAACCUGUCAGUAUUCAGCUCUACAAUGACAUCGAAAGAUUAGUUACAGAAACUGCAAAGCUAUCCAAUUCCAAUGGCACUUGGGGUGCUGCCACAGAUUGGAGUGAAAUUGAGGGAGCAUGGGUGCUGAAACCAAGAAAGUUGAAACCAACAUCGGUUGUUCAUUUUAUUGGCGGUAUUUUUGUUGGGGCUGCCCCUCAGCUUACGUAUCGUUUGUUUCUCGAACGUCUUUCAGAAAAGGGUAGUUUGGUAAUUGCAACACCAUUUGCUAGUGGAUUUGAUCACUUCUUCAUUGCAGACGAAGUACAAUACAAAUUUGAUAGGUGUCUUCGGGUUAUACAAGAUUCUGUUACUGGCCUCCCAACUUUUGGUGUUGGCCAUUCUUUGGGAUCUCUUAUCCACCUUCUGAUUGGAUCAAGGUAUGCUGUGCAAAGAAGUGGAAAUGUAUUAAUGGCAUUCAACAACAAGGAGGCGAGCGAGGCCAUCCCACUGUUUUCUCCAGUUAUUGUCCCAAUGGCUCAAGGCUUUGGUCCACUUCUCUCCCAACUCACGUCAUCUCCAACAAUUCGCCUUGGGGCAGAAAUGGCUAUGAAGCAGUUGGAGAACCUAAACCCCACCAUUAUGAAACAAGUUCUGCCUUUGGUUGAGCAACUUUCUCCCCUGUAUGUGGAUUUAGCUAAGGGAAGAGAAGAUUUCAUUCCUAGACCAGAAGAAACUCGCCGACUGAUAAAGUCCUACUAUGGUAUUUCUCGGAAUCUUCUGGUACAGUUCAAAGACGAUUUAAUCGAUGAGACACCUACAUUAGCUCAGGUGCUGACCUCAGAGUCUGCCAUAAGUUCAAUACUAGACAUGUCGGUUCGCAUUUUGCCUGGGGAUCAUGGGCUACCUUUGCAACAGGCUUUACCAGAUGUCCCACCAGCUAUGGCGGAUGCUGUCAAUCGGGGAAGUGAGCUUCUCUCAAAUCUGACCAGGGGCACACCAUGGGAAACAGUGGGAAAAGAAGUAGGCAACACUUUUGGCACAGACUCAACAAUCAUUCGAGCACAGCUUUCCAAGGAUUUCGACCUGCUUGUGGAUGAGACCACAUCAUGGAUGUCUUCAAACUCCAGUCCGAGACUUCUUCAAUCGUAGAACUUGGUGUCCAACAAGAAUGUAAGUACGCAAGCAAAUCCAAACCCGUCAUCAAUCUACAUUUCAAUAAUCUAGGGACAUCCACAGCCGUAUUGAACUUGUUGUCAGACAUGGAGUAAUGUAAGUAGAGCUAUUCUGCCAACAAAGUCUAGAUCACCAUGCCCCUAAAACCCAAAACAUGGUAAGGCUUAGAUUUGCAAUUGCACGGUGUUAACCACAGGAUCCAACAUGUUAUUACUUAUCAACA